CAUGAGCUUCGCAGCAUUUUAAAAUAUCAUGACAAUUCUGAGGCAAAUUUGCAAAUUUUAAAGACAUGGCUGACAUGCCUACCGAUGAAGUUGGCUUCGAAUUAAGCCGUAUUCAUGGUCUUCGUGCUGAUUUACCAGACAACCUCUUAUGCACACUGUGCAAGCAUGUCCUUCGUCACCCUGUACAGACGCAGUGUUCACAACAACAGCAUUAUUUUUGUAAGUCAUGUAUCCUUCGCCGCCUACACAGCAAGAAAAGAUGUCCACAAUGUGACGAAGUUUUGACUGUUGAGGCUUUAGAACCAUAUAAACACGCCAUUGAUGUUUUGGGAGAGCUCAAAAUACGCUGUGAUAAUGAAGGUUGCGAUGAAGUUACGACGAUUGAUCAACUUGAAACACAUGUUGCAAGUUGCGGCUUUACACCAGUAAAGUGUGGUGGAUGUGAAGAGAUGGUGAAUAGAGUGGAAUUACAACAACAUGAAAAAUCUGAUUGUGUCGGACGUACAGUGGAAUGUCAGGUAUUUAAAAGCGCGUUUAUUUAAUAGCUUGGCUGGCAUGUUAUAUAAAAAAACACAGACUGGACUGGGAAAACACGGAGUCUGUGUUUUACAAAUCGUGGACCGAGUCAGUGUUUUACAGAUCGCGGACUGAGAUUUGUAAAACACAGACUCAGUCCAUGUUUUACAAAUCGUGGACUGAGAUUUGUGAAACACUGACUGACUCACUAAAUAUAUCCAGGGUUCGUACGCCCCCUGGAAGUCCUGGAAAACCCUGGAUUUUUAUUUUAGUCCUGAAAAACCCUUCAAAACCCUGGAAUUUCAAAUUUAUCCCUGGAAAACUGAGAAACUGAGCUGGGUAUAGGAUUAUACCUAUACUAUUUUUAAAACACUCUUAAAAAGAAAGAUUGAACAAAAGUUUCUUGCAUUAUAUAUAGUCGCAGCAUUUCUUGGGCAUAUGGUGUGACCUUUCGUUCAAACUGGCACAAACCCAAAAACUAUCUGUGCAAGAUGAAGUACUAGCCGUUGCGAACGUUUCAUAUCGGUUAAACACUUUUAGUUAAACAUAUUCCAAAUGCCCCUGGGAAAAGGAUGAAAAAAGUCCUGGAAAACCCUGGAUUUUUUAAAUUAUGAAGGUGUACAAACCCUGUAUAUCACGUUUGUUGAUGUAUGUAUUUCUCAAUAAAGACUUUUAUUAAUAUAUUAUCCCCGAGCUGGCAGCGUGAAGCGCCGUGUGAGGGUACUAAUUCCCCCCGGCUAUUUACACCCGGGGAAACAAAAGCAUUAGCGAAGUCUAAAGUUCAGCAAUGAUCGCGGGCGUGGCUCACUGAGCGUGGGUAGUCAUCCUCACUGAUCUCAAAAAUAUGGUGGACUGUCAUGAAUAGCGAACACUGUGAUUGGUCCAAUUUAAAGUUUGCAUUAUAACGACUGCAUGAUGACAGUGAAAUAGCAAACAUUUCUUGAUUUGAUGAUUGAUAUAAAAUUUCUUGCAAAUAUAUUUCAUUUUUGCUUGCAUUUUUGCAAGAUUUUGUAAAUUUCAAGAAAGAAAGGGCUAAAGAAUCGGCUAAAAGAAGGGAGCCGACGUUAACGAAGGUAAGUUUGUUUUAAAUAUUGAUUUUAUAAUUGCUUUAAAACCCGAUGGCCUUUGCGUAUAUGAAACAACUAAACAAGAUAGCAUAUAAUUUCAGUGUAUCUUUAAUAUUGAUUUCUUUUUUUAUUAUUAAUUAAUAUUGAAUUUUUUAAAUAAAAAAGAAAGCAAAGUUAUUUGUAUGCAAUAAUUUGAAAUCAUUUUAUUGCAAACUCAAAGUUUAUCGAUAAAGCCAUUUAAUUAAAGGCAGUUUAGUUUUAUAAAGAACAUUUUAAAGCGUUUUGCGAAGCGUUUGUGGUUGAAUUUUACCUUAAAUUGAAGCUUAUAUUACGUAUAAUAUCAUACCUAACAUAUAUAUGUUGGGAAAUUGAUAAUUUUGUAAUUAAAAGUGAUAUUUUUAGGCGAUUUUUCAUUUGUAUUAAGAAUAUAUUCUUAAAAAAUUAUCGUGUUACCUUGACAACUACUUUAGAUGCUUCAUGUUCGGAAAAUACAAUGGUUUUGUCAGCAAGGCGAGGGUUUCUGCAUUGGAUUGGAUUGGAUUGGAAAACUUUAUUUAAACAGGUUAGCCUCUUCAGCCGAAAGCUGGUAUUCAUGAGGGACCUGCAUUUAAAUUAUUUUACACAAAUGUAUGUAGUAUAAUAAGAUUUAAACAUGCAAUUCACACUAUCAAUUACGUAAAUAAUUCCAAAUUUGAGUUUUGAAACUAGAAAGUGUCGUUGCCUCUUUAACUCUAAUAGGCAAUUUAUUAUAUUGUAAAGGUCCAUUAAAUCUAAAGGUUCUCUUACCAAGUUCAAGCUUCAUCUUAGGAAGAUGUAGAUCGUUUUUCCUCCUUGUAUUGUGUUGAUGAAUCUUAUAGUUUUGAAUAAGAAGUUCGCUUAUAUUACUAGGAUAAAGGUCAUUUAGGCAUUUAUAAACAAAAAUACAAACAUGCAUUUCUCUUCUUCUUUGUAAACUUAUCCAGUUUAAUGCAUGUAUUUUCUAGUUAUUAUUACUACUCUGCGUUUUACAAUACCGUCGCUUGCAACUAAGGAUGAACGGUCGCAGAUAGAACAUUGUCUAUUCUCAUGACAAAAUUCAAUGUUUUUUACCAAGAAAGUUCAAUAUUUGUGAUGUCAGUGAUGAUCAUGAUCAUUUGAUGGUUUCAAUUCGCUCAACCAAUCAACUUGCAGCUUGUUGAACGUGAUUGGCUGAUCAGGGUAAAAACUGUCAAGUGCACUUGACAAACAUGGAAGAUUCUAAUGCGAAUAGGCAAUGUUUUUAUGAGCGACUGUUCAUCCUUAGUUGCAAGCGACGGUACAUAAAUUAAAUAAUAUAUUAAAUAAAACAUAAAUUAAAUAAAAUAGUACAUUAAAUAAAAAUCUUAGGCAGAGAAUGUUUAUUUUAAUUUUAAUUAUGUCUAAAGGCGUUUCCUCAAAGACGCCCUCUCUUCUCCCACCCGCACUAAGCAGGCUAAAAAUUACGGGAACCACUGAGUAUUUUAAUAAAAUAUAAAACAACGGUAACUCCGAAAAUAAACAUUUUAAUAUUCUAGCUUUCGACUAAGAUUCAGUCAUCAUCAGGAAUGAUGCCAGGUUACAUUAUAAUAUAUAGUGAAGAUUAAGUAAUUUGAUAUGUACAGAAACGAUUAGUUAAAUAUUACAAGUUCUUUUGAUGCCUUAGUUCCGUGAUUAAGUUCAGGUUUAAGUCGUCUAAUGCCAAUGAUCAGAUCUGUCUAUAAUCUUAGAGUUAGUAAAUAUAAGUUCUGAAAGUAUGCAAGUUUGAGUUGGGUUAGUUUCUUCGUCUGGAUACAGUUCUAAAAUGGAUUUGAUAUGUUGAAAGUGUUUGCAUGAUGUGAUGUGGUUAAAGACUUCAGAUUUGUUGUCCAGUGAGUGUUCUUUGAUUCUGGUGUAGAAGCAGCGAUCUGUUUUACCGAUGUAUCUACUUUUACAUCCAGGACAGGUGAAUUCGUACACUACCGGGCUUUGGUAUUUAGCCGGUGUUUUAUCUUUGUUUGAGAGGAACGAGGUUGGUAUAAAUUACUAUACCUUAUUGUUUUGAGUAUUAAAACAGAUGAACAGCGUUCAAUCUUAGGAACAUGCUCAGCCAUGUGGGACUUUGUGCCACUAUUGUCAAGGAAAAUCAUGCGUAUAUCAAAUUCAAAUGUGGCUGUUUCUUAAUGUACAUAGCUGUAAUCCUAUGCAGAUACCAUUUAGUGUUGCCAGUAAUCAUAACUAGACGAAACCAUUCUUGAUAUUAACUCUAUCUGAUAUUUGUUGGGAUUGUAUAUCAAAACCGCAACCGUACCAUUGUAAAAUGAAUCUAAUCAAGAAUGGUUUCAUCUAAUUAUGAUUAACACUAAAUGGUAUCUGCUAUAAGAGCUAUAUCUAUACAGGAUACAUCUAUUUAAAUAUAUGAAACGGCCACAUUUGAUAUACGCAUGAGUUUCCUCGACAAUAGUGGCACAAAGCCUCAAAUGGCUGAGCAUAUUCCUAAGAUUGAACGCUGUUCAUCUGUUUACUUAAAACAAUAAAUCAAUAAUAGUAACUUAUACCAACCUUAGCUCCAGGAUAUGAUUAUUCCUUGACUAUAUCUAUUAUGUCGCAAUACCCGCCAAAACUCUCACAACUGAACAAUACUGGACUGAGUCUGUGAACGGUCGCUCAUAAAAACAUUGCCUAUUCGUUUGUAGCCUGCUUGGCAGGCCCUCAAUUUUAUUGGGGGGGGGCUGAUUUGCAGCGGGCAGGAUUUUGGCAGGCUCCGCGGGCCCCCGGAGCCUGCCAAAAUCCUGCCCGCUGCAAAUCAGGCCCCCCAUAAAAUUGAGGGCCUGCCACGCAGGCUAAUUCGUGUGAGAUUCUUUGAUGUUUGUCAAGAGCACUUGACUGGUUUUAAUCUGGUCAGCCAUUCUCGUUCAACGAGCUCCAAGCUGAUUGGUUAAGCAAAUUGAAACCAUCAAAUGAUCAUGAUCAUCACAAACAUUGAACUUUCUCGGUAAAAACAUUGAACUUUGUCAUGAGAAAAGACAAUGUUUUAUCUGCCAUCGUUCAUCCUUAGUUGCAAGCGACGAUAUUGUAAAAUGCGGCUGAGUCAGUAUUUUACAAAUUGAGUCAUUGAUUUGUAAAACAUGGACUCAGUCUGCAUUUUCUCGGUCCAGUCCUGUCCGUGUUUUACAACAUGCUUUAAUAAAGCUCAGGGGUUUCAGAAUGAUUUGAAGUAGAAGGUUCUACCAAAAAAGUAGCCGGCUGUGACUGAUAGUUAAAAAAUCUCGCAGAGACGGUGGCGUGCCCUCGCAUGGAAAUUUAAAAAAUUUUCGCCGCAAAUUAACAAUCAAAUAAUAUAGAAUACGUAAAAAGACAAAGUACAACUGCAUGUUAACAUGUUAGAUUUAGAUGUCAUUUGCAUUUAUACUUGUAAGUGACAAUGUACUUUAGUGUGCUACUAGUAGUUUAAUUUUUACAGCUGCAUGAACAGAAUGACAAUGUACACUACAGUAAUAGUAUUAAUUUGUGAGUCCGAAAUCAUUAAUCAAAUGAUGUUAUACUUACAUGUAUGUACGUACGUAAUGAACUUCACUUCAUCACUUUUUCUUUCUUUUGCUAUGUAUGGUACUAUGUAUUAUAAUUUAUCUUAUUGAUCUUCCAAAUAAGUGAUGUUUUGCUUGAAUUCAGGGCUUGAAUUUUAUCGCGGCAAUUGCCGUAGUGGGAGAACAAAUCAUCAUUGCCGCAACGACGACAAUUUUUUGCCGUAUAGUAUAAUUUUUAAACUGUUCACUGUGCAUUACUAUUUUGAUACUUGAAUUCAGAUGUUGAUCAAAUCAUCCGUAAAUUACUCUUUUAAUCUCAGUUUUCUUCGAAAAAAAACACUAAAGAAAUACGUAAACAUGUUUCUAUAGCUUGUCAGCAACCCAAAUUAACAUUAAAAUUAAAUUUUUAUUACAGUAAUUUGAAAAAACUGCCGCGUGGAAACUCUACGGCAAUUUUUAACACCAUUGCCGUCGAUUGAUUUCAGGGAAAUUCGAGGCCUCCUUGAAUUCCAAUUGGAACAUAACAAACAUCGUGUUGGUUCGCUUGUACCUUUGUAUAUAAAAUUUUUCCUGUGACCAGACGAAAAGUAGCCGGCGGUAAAAGUUCAAGUAGCCGGCGGAACUCCGCCGUCCGCCGGCUUAUUCUGAAACCCCUGAAAGCUUAGUGCUUAGAUAAAAAAAUACAAAACAAGUGAAACUCCAAAAAUCGAUAACAUUUUUAUUUCUAAAAAUUCUUAGAUAAAAAGGCCUUUGCAUUAAUGCAUACCACCCCUCCUCCCUCAAAUAAGCCCUCUCAAUCCCUUCAAAGCUAACAUCUUCUGAGCCAUCACCCUUUACAGCAAAUAAACACAUAUUCUGAAGUUCAUCUGUCUACAAAUCGAGUUUGUUCUGCUUGAUUGAUUCUUUCAUGAAGGGGAGAGGGGUUAGGCCUAAAAAAAUACCUGUGGUUCCGGUUCCCGACCGACCCUAUUUUUUUCUGCCGACCCUAUUAUUUUUUCAACGUGACCCUAUUUUCUCCGGGUGGUUGCGGGCUGCUCAUACAGCGCGCCAAAAUGGCGUCUGUUGUCACACUAAUUAUUGAACCAAAUUGCCUAAAUUCAUCCAUAGGAAAUACGCAUUUCUAGUUUAAUAUUGAUGUCGGGACUCUACUGCAAAUGGCCCAGCAAAAAAAAAACCCCAAAACAUGAAAAAAAUAUUUAAAAAAAAAAUAUUUCCGACCUAUCGACCCUAACUUUUUCACGAUAUGAAACCGGAACCACAGGUAUUUUUUUUAGGCUGCUUAACACAUGAUCUCUGAUUAUUGAUGUGAGUGUAGUCUGUAGUGAACGACUGUGAGCAGUAUACUAAUUUUGGCAAUAGUGGUGGAUAAUGCUUAGGUAAAAAAUGUUCGAGACAUACCAUUUUUCACCAUCCCCAAAACUAAUAUACCGUCAUUUGUUAAAGAUAAUGUAAAGUCUGCUCUGCACAUACGUUCUGUGCAGGCCUACAUUCCAAUGGUCGGGACCCGACCAUUGGAAAGUUAUUAAUAUUUUGCACCUUCCGAACUUUCUUGAAUUGAAUCUCUAGUCUGUAUUCAUUUAGAAGCAUAGCAAACCAAACUGUAGUACUGAGUUCAAAAUGUAAACAAAGCGUUUGUUACGAACUUUACAGCAUCUUUAAAUUUUUCAGUCGUAUUUUCGUAAAUUUAUCAGAAUUUUUGCUAUAAGAAUAACUAGUACUUUUUAUAAUCAGAACCACUCAAAUAUUUUCGCUGACUACGAAAACAGUUUGCCGAUAAAUCCAUUAUUUUGCCGACAAGAUGUAUUCAGGUCUCAGGAGGGGUGUCACACUCAGGGGCGUAGGAGCCCCCCAAGUUUUCAAAAGUGCCCUUUUUCCGGGAGCAAAGUGCCCUUUACCUCCGUGAAAAAUGCCGUUUAGAUUGCAUUUUUUGCCCAGUGGCCUUUGAUUUAUGAUUGUAUUUGUUUUUGUAUUUCCUGAAAAAUCCUGUUAUUUUCGGGUAAAAUUAUGAUAUGUCCGGAAAAAUUUUGUUAUUUUGGGGAAAAAUAUGAUAUCUGCGGAAAAAUUUUUGGUACGUCCGGAAAAUUUUUGUUAUUUUCGGGGAAAAAUGUGAUAUGUCCGGAAUAUUUUUUGAGAUGACCUCCGGGAAAAAAUUAUUAGGUGCCCUUUUCAUUUCAAAAGUGGCCCUCGAAGCCUGCCCCCCCCCCCCCGAACUUUUAGAUGCUUCCUACGCCCCUGGUCACACUCCACCCUCUAGAGAUGGCCCUGAAUAUACGGUUUAUAAAAUACUGGUGUGGAGGUUUUAAAGGACGUGUAUUACUGGGGAAGUCUGGGGGCAUUGUUUCCUGGAAAAUGUUUGAAAUAUGAAGCCCUGGAAUGUCAUUUUCUGCAUUCUGAGUACCAUAUUUAUUUGGGCACCCUAUUUUAUGUCAACAGUCAGUCAAACAACCAGUCACAAAACACCUUACAUUUUACAUUAUCGCAAUCCAAGUCAGAAGAGACUAGGCCAAGCUUUUAUCCAUUUCAAAUGCAUUGAUCACUUUAACCUUUUGUUAACUUGUUGGUGUUCUUCUUUAUGGUAGGUAUGCGGUGAGAAGGUAAAUUACCGCAAACGAAAACUUCACUGCUAUGUGACUAAUCAAGAUAUGAGUGAUGUCAAGAAGCAAAUGUUGGAUACUAAGGAUGAAGUUUGUGCUGUGAAAGAAGCUGUUGUAAACAUGAGCAAGUUAGUUUCGUGUCAAUUGACAGCUGUUAAAGAGCACCUGAGCGGCAUGAAACAGGGCGUAACCUCAAUCAACAAAGAGUAUUUUGCCAUGCAGAAAGAAGUUGAAGGAAAUGCUUCAUAUGAGCUGAAUAUUGGUGUCCCUAUCAAGACCGAUAUUGUAAUUGCUGGUGGUUGUGACGUGUUGUCUGUCGAGAAAUUUGAUUGGCUCUUGAUGAGGUGGAUCAAUCUCAAACCUAUGAAGUUAGAUAGGUAUUUGGCAUCAGCUUUUGCCUAUAAGGGCUGGAUGUAUGUUUGCGGGGGGAGAUUGUGGGAAGGGGGCGAUACACUAGAGAGGCUCAGUUUGGUAGAUGAUGCUGCUGAAUGGGAAGGGGUCCCUGUAAAGUUACCCCAGGAGGUUUUUUCCCAUGUCAGUGUUGUCUACCAGAAUGAGGUUGUUGUAAUUGGAGGUGAGAGUGGCCUCUUUGCCAGCCGAGAUAUUGAUAAAGUCAGUUUGGUUGAGCCUUAUGAUUCCAAAUUAAUCUGCCGCAUGCCUGAGCCAAGAAUGCACCAUGGGGCUCAACUGUUUGACGACAAGGUGGUUAUUGUUGGUGGUACCCUAACUGGCUAUAAAGAAGGCAUCCUGAAUUCAGUGCUGGUCUACGACAUCACCAAAAACUGUUGUCUGUCGUUGGCACCCCUUCCAUUUCCUGUGCGCCUGAUGGCAACCGUUGCCUGGAAGGAUAACAUUAUCAUCAUUGGGGGAGAAGACAAGAAUGGCAACAUUUUAAACACAGUUGUGAGUUAUAAUGUAACUGUGAAGAAUAUCAAAAUGCUGCCUGCCAUGAAACAGAAGAGAAGAGAGUGCACAGCUGUUUUGAGUGGGAGUGUAAUUGUUGUGAUGGGAGGAUGGAAUGGUAAUGAAAUCACAAAUUCUGCAGAAUAUUUCGAUUUUGCAACAAACGUGUGGGCAGACCUUCCUGCAAUGAAGGAAAAACGGUGUGGAGCACCUGGUAUUGCCAAACCUUUCAUUACAUAGUUUAUAAGUAACACUAUCCUGCUUUAUGACUGUAAUGGUAAUGACUAAUGUAGUGGACAGAUAGAAUUAGACAUAAACUGUUUUAUUACUCUGGUAGCAACACUAUCAUGCGAUGUCAAGUGCAAUUAGACACUAUAAGAAUCUAUAAAAACCUUUUAGAUUAUUGUUUAAAACAUUUUAUUCAUUAGCGGGUGACACUGUUGUUGUGUGCAACGAGCAGGAUUCAAAUGAGCAAUAACCUGUUAAAAAUUGUUGGCAUUUUGUUUGAAAAAAAAAGUGAUGUGCAGUUUUCUAUAUUUUGACCAAACAAGUGUUGUGCAAAUUGCGUGUUGUAUAGUAAGAAUUGGUCAUGAAGUAAAACAAAAACCACUGGGAUUUUACAUAUGCUUGUCCUUUCCAAUUCGAAAUCUCUGAAGAUUUAUUGAUUUGAAUCAGAACGACUGUAUUUCACUCUUUACAACACG
Messenger RNA from Paramuricea clavata, 9284 nucleotides. The record is from the annotation of a GenBank genome assembly. NCBI's taxonomy places the organism in Eukaryota, Metazoa, Cnidaria, Anthozoa, Malacalcyonacea, Plexauridae.